UUCAUACAAAACUGGGUGGCCAGGGCAGAUGUGAUCCCAUUUUACAGAAGGGGACUCCGAGAUUCAGAGAUCCCAGGAAACAAAAAUAAGUCCCCCCCUCCUAAUCCGGAAGCCGUAAAGAUCCAGGCCUGGUGGCGCGGCACCCUGGUGCGCCGGACGCUGCUGCACGCAGCGCUCAGAGCUGCCAUCAUUCAGCGCUGGUGGAGGCAGGUGCUCGCCCAGCGGCUGGAGCGGCGGCGGCGGGCGGCGCUGGAGAUCUUCGCGGAGAAGGAGUGGGCGGCGGUCAGGCUGCAGGCCUGGGUCCGCAUGUGGCGUAUCCGUCUGCGGUACUGCCGCCUGCUCCACGCCGCCCGCGUCAUCCAGGCGUACUGGCGCUGCCGCGCCUGCACUUCCCGGGGCUUCAUCAACGGCCACUACAGAGUCAUGGCCAACCAGCUGCAUCUCGAGCUAGAGAUCGUGCUGGGCUCCGAGCCUUGCUUUGUGUCAGAAUGUAUUCCCCUCCCAAUAAAGCAGUGA
Messenger RNA from Pteronotus mesoamericanus, 516 nucleotides. RefSeq names its product IQ domain-containing protein F1-like. The transcript has 2 exons. Gene Ontology annotation, molecular function: calmodulin binding. The record is from RefSeq and is a predicted model, not a curated record. The annotation marks the transcript as partial. NCBI's taxonomy places the organism in Eukaryota, Metazoa, Chordata, Mammalia, Chiroptera, Mormoopidae.